AUGGUGCUGCAAAGUCAUAAUAAUAAUUCCUCUUAUAUUUUCCUAUAUACAAUCAUCACAAAACUCUCACAAAUAACAAUAUUAUUUCUUUACAGAUGUGCAAUCAUUACUUCCUUGAGUCUAGGAACAAAACAUGUUUUCAAUUGUAAAGCAAUGAAUGGAAGAUAUGUAACGAUAAUUUAUCCAGGGAGAGAAAAGGUUUUAUCAUUUUGUGAUGUGAAAAUCCUUGUUAAAACCUGGAAUUCAGAAAACAAGGUUUUCAAUGGAAACUGUUAUACUUUGUAUUCAAACUCCUUUGAUGACCAACAAAUAACCAAGAAUCAUGGAUCUGAAGGAUUAUAUGCUUAUGAUGUCAAACAGAACAAUUUUGCUCCAGUGCUAUCAAGGGGAAAACCUGCCUUCCAGUCCAGUACCUUCCGUCACUUAGGGUCUCCUGAAAGAGCUGUAGAUGGAUAUCUAUUCAGCGAUUUUGAAAAGGGUUCCUGUAUUCAAACACACAAAGAGAAUGAUCCCUGGUGGAUGGUAGAUUUGGGUUUGACAGAAACGGUGGAAUCUGUGGCAAUCACUACCCGAAAAGAUUGUUGUACUGAAGAAUUACAUGGAGCAUUGAUCCUGGUGGGAGACUUCCCUGAUAAUGGUGGUACAUUCAAUUCUAGGUAUGAGUCAAACUUUCAUUUCUUGAAAAUAAAACAAGAUAAUAUUUGUAAGUGAUUUGCAAACUUUUGUAAAGCAAUAUACAAAUGUUAGCUACUACAUAAUAUUAUUAAAAGCAGAUAUUUUAGCCAAAUAUGUAUUUUGACUCCCUU
Molecule: messenger RNA, 806 nt
Organism: Sarcophilus harrisii (Tasmanian devil)
Lineage: Eukaryota; Metazoa; Chordata; Mammalia; Dasyuromorphia; Dasyuridae
Exons: 3
Coding region: 1-711 (236 amino acids)
Source: RefSeq, a predicted model, not a curated record